AUGGAAAACACAUAUUUAAUCAAUCUACCUACCGAAAUACUUUAUCGUAUAUUUGAUUAUUGUGAUAUCGAAACGAUUCUACUUAAACUUCGUCGUGUUUGCAAAAGGCUUCGUACUAUUGUUUAUCAAUAUAAUCGAUUUCACGUUGAAUUUAAUGAGAGAAAUAUAAUGUAUGUGAGGCAUCUACUUCAUAUUGUGCCAAACCAUUCUAUCGUUUCUUUGAAUAUGCAAUUGAUGAAAAGAUGGUAUGAGAUAUUUAACGACUUGGUUCAUAAAUAUAAAAGUCGAUUUACACGACUUCGAUAUUUGAGAAUUCCUGAGGUGAAAGACGAACAUUGGAAAAAUCUUUUCACGAAUGAAAAUUCCAUAGAACUGAUCUCACUCAAAAUCGAUUUCAUCGAUACACCAAAUUCCGCAGUAUUUUCUAAGCUGUCAUCAAUGUUGACGAAAUUAAAUGUUCAAAAAUUGUAUUGUAGAAUGUUAGAAUACAAAGCUAAAAAUAUGUCAUGGCCUAUUCCAUGCAAAUUAACGUAUUUGAAAUUGAGAAGAUGUCUUUAUAGUGAAUAUCUUCUUCUUCUUCUUCAAUUACCUUGUCUCAAAAUACUUGAACUGGAGGAAUGUAUUAUGAAAACUGAAAAUACGUGUACACCAUCAUCUAAUAUCUCAUUCAUUUCACAAUUAACAUGUUUGAUCAUUACUGAUUGUUCAGUACCGAUAGAAUAUCUUAGAUCAUUAAUUUUAGAAACACCUAAACUUCGUCAUCUCAAGUUAUGUUAUCGAAAAGAGAUAUUCAAAUCUGUUGUUGAUAUUUAUGAUUGGGAAAAAUUUAUCCGAACUGAAUUGAAUUUUCUCGACACAUGUGACUUUUUAGUCUACUACAAAAUUCCACCAAAUGAUAAAACUAAUCUUCAAUUAAUUCUUGCUCCAUUUCUAGAAUCAUUUUGGGUGAAUGAAAAACGUUGGUUUAUUGGUUGUGAAUAUGUCUUGGGACAUUCAACUAUUUUACUUUAUACAAUAUCAACGAAUUUUAAUUUUUACUCUUAUAAAGACGUGUGUUAUGCAAUCUCAGCUAAAAACAAUAACUAUCAUUUAAUUCAACGAUUACAUAAUGACAUUUUGACUGAUACACUCAUCACAUUAGAUAUCUCUCACGGAUACGUCCAUGAAGAAGAUGUGCAAUAUCUCGUUCCUGUAUUAGAAAAUAAUCAUCCAAUUGUUAAGAUGUAUCUAAACAGAAAUUGGAUAAAAAAAGUUAGUGUACAACGUAUUAUUGAUGCAUUGCAAUAUAAUACCACAGUGACAACAGUGAAUCUUCAAGAAUUUAAUAUUAAAGAAGAAGAAGCUUAUCAUAUAGCUCAUAUGUUAGAAACUAAUAAAGGACUCAAGAUUAUUAGUCUUGAAAGUAACGCAAUUGGAGAUAAUGGUGCACGAGAUCUCGCUUUAGCAUUACGAAACAAUAAAACUCUUACAACGCUCGAUCUCGCCCGCAAUAAAAUUGGUAUUCUCGGGGCAGAAUAUUUCUUUGAAUCUUUACAAUCGUCUCCAGUCAAAGUAUCCUUAGAGGAAAAUAGAGAUUUUUGUCAUCUAGUUGAACCGGUGAGCCGAAUCAAAAAUGAUCAGUCACUAACGAAAUUCUCGUUGAACAAAAUUCAUUUAAAAGCUGUGACCGCCAAAUAUAUUGCUGAUGCUUUACAGAAGAAUACAACCAUCAAAGAACUCGAUCUAAGUUAUAAUUGUAUUGGUACAAAAGAAAUAAUCCAUUUCGCUAAUAUUUUACGGGAAAAUACAAUGUUGAUCACGUUGAAUCUUAAUAAUAACUGGCUCAACGCAGUUAGUCUUCAAUACCUUGUACAAGCCUUGAAACAUAAUACUACACUGCACACAUUGAAUCUAAGUUAUAAUUAUAUCGGAUGUGAUGGAGUUGAAUAUGUAACUGAACUGUUAAAAACCAACAAAACACUUACUACAUUAGAUAUAUCGAAUAACCAAAUAGAGAAGACCGACAUACAAUCCCUGUGCAUAUUACUGCAAAAAAACCUGACGAUUUCUGAAAUAUUUUGCAAUGGAAAUCCAACUUCUCCACAGAACACACGAUGUAUUUAUGAUCUAUUGUGUGCAAACACCACACUGAAAACACUACAUCUAGGUGCCAAUCACUCUGAUAAACCUGAAAUAAGAAUACUCGUGGAUGGAUUAGAAUGCAAUACAACUAUAGAAACAUUAAAUUACAAACCUUUCAGAAAAAGACGCACAUAUUACGCGAAAGUUAUUGAAUCACAAACUCAUCGAGAGCUCAUCACGUUGGAAAUGGGAUGGGCGCCAAUCGCUGAAACAACAAUCGAUUCUUUUUUUUCUACCAUUGCCAAUCACCCAACACUUACUACAUUGAAUAUGAGACAGAAUCUUACAUCAAUCGAUGAUUUAGAUCAUUUUGGUGAUAUUUUAAGAAAUAACAUGAGAUUGACGACAUUAUGCUCAGAAAAAAAUGUCAUUGGCAAUCAUGGUGCGGAAAAUCUUGCUUCUGGGUUACGAGAUAAUAUGACACUCAAAACGUUGAUUCUAUCCUCUGCUCGAAUCGGAGUAGCUGGUGCAAAGAGUCUUGCCGAUGCCAUACAAAAUAAUACAACACUAACUACAUUCGUCUUGAAACACGAUCAAAUUGGAGUUCAAGGAACUGAAUAUCUUGCAAAUAUGUUGAAAAUCAACAAAACACUAGUCGACAUUGAUUUGACAAAUAAUCAGAUUAGUGAUGAUGGAGCACAACUGAUGGCUGAUGUACUAGUUCAGAACGAGACACUUUCGAAACUAAAUCUUUGCACGAAUAACAUUGGAGUUCGUGGAGCAAAGUCUAUUGCCAAUGCAUUACAGAACAACACAACACUUACUGUGUUGGAUCUAAGUAGAAAUAGAAUCUUGAGCGAAGGAGCACACUAUCUUGACAAUGCACUGGAAAUGAACAAGACACUGAAAGAAAUGUAUGUUUCUUUUAAUCAAAUUGAAGAUGAUGGUGUAGAAUAUCUGAGAGUAUCGUUAGAGAAAAAUAUCACACUCACUGAAUUACAUAUAGGAUCGAAUGGCAUUACUGAUACAAUGUAUAAAGAGAAGCUUUAA
This is a messenger RNA of Rotaria socialis, 3111 nucleotides long. The record is from the annotation of a GenBank genome assembly. NCBI's taxonomy places the organism in Eukaryota, Metazoa, Rotifera, Eurotatoria, Philodinida, Philodinidae.